UAAUAAAAAAUGGCGAGAACUGUGCAGAGUAAGCGUAAACCUUGGGUGAAAAACCUCUACUCGAAUCGUGAAUACCCGGAUAACUAUACGGAUGUAAGCUUUCUCAAAGACUUACGCACAAACCUUAAUGUGCGGUUUUAUACAUUUGCCGAGGCUGUUGCCGGCAUUUCAGUGCUUAACAACCAAAUUUCCUGCAUCACCGGCUUCCUCAUACUCUAUCACUUGAUGUUGAAUGAUACUGUGGCACCAACUAGCAUAUUGGUGCCCACCUGCGUAAUUACGGGCAUUGGGUAUUUAUUCUAUCGCGGCAAGAGCCUCAGCAUGAAACUGCUGGGAGAGGAUUCCAAGACGUUAGUCACUGUGCUGCUGUUUGGAUAUAUGUUCUCACCCAUGCUGCACACACUGACGCAGGCCAUUAGCACGGAUACUAUAUAUACAAUGACAUUCUUUGUGAUGCUAUUCAAUCUGAUGUUCGCGGACUAUGGACUGGAUGUGGCCAUGGUCUCUAAAGCUAUAUCGUUAAAUGGGGCCAUCUUUGGAGCCAUCUGCUUGGCAUCGCGUCUUUCUACGUCAUAUCAUGCCUUUGUGUUGCUUGUCGAGGCAGCUAUCUUCUUUGUCUUGUAUCCAAUAUUGACAGCGGGUACCUGGCAUGCAAUUUUCAUGCUGCCCAUCUUUGUUAUAUGUUGCACGACGCUUUAUUUUAUAUCCCGUCCAGUGAUGCAUCUGUAUGCAUGCACCACGCUCUUCGUCAACUUUAUCUGCCCUCUUAUAUUUGUGCAAUACCAACGCUACAAAUUUAAUAUACAUGGUCCCUGGGACGAGGCUAUAGUGGAGGAGAACACGGACGAAAAUCUGGAUGAGAACUUAUAGCGCCAGCUGUGCUUCUCUUCAUCGCACUUUGGAAAUGGGAAGCACAUGCUUUAGCGUUAAAGUCAUAAGUCUUAUGGACACAUAUACACACAGAGGAUUCCAAAUACAUUUUGUAAAUAAAUUAAUUUUA
Drosophila busckii is the source of this 1000-nucleotide messenger RNA. It is a transcript of the gene PIG-C, whose product is annotated as phosphatidylinositol N-acetylglucosaminyltransferase subunit C. The transcript has a single exon. Gene Ontology annotation, biological process: GPI anchor biosynthetic process. Lineage: Eukaryota; Metazoa; Arthropoda; Insecta; Diptera; Drosophilidae. The record is from RefSeq and is a predicted model, not a curated record. Bases 10 to 870 code for a protein of 286 amino acids. Gene Ontology annotation, cellular component: glycosylphosphatidylinositol-N-acetylglucosaminyltransferase (GPI-GnT) complex; membrane.